AUGGCGCGUGGACACACGUCUACAAGAGGUUCUUCCACGGUUUGCAGAGAAGAAAAGCAACGCACGCAAUUUUUUCAGGAAGACUGCCUCAACCCGAUAGCAAACCCAACAUACGUAAAUUGGAUGUUAGCGUCACCCCCACCUUCCGUCGUUGUUUCCGAAAUUACGCAAAUCCUCAGGGCCAACAUGCAAAGCAAAGAUAGUAAAGAUCAAACGGAGGAAAAUCAGUAUGCCAAUCCUCCGUUAUUGCAUCAAAGUGAAGAAAUCGAAACUAUCCGGAAAACGAGUCUUUUUGCUCAAGAUGUUACUGAAACAGAACAGGGAAUCAUUGAUAAACGAGUCGCAUUACAACAACGUCAGUAUGCCGAGUUUGAACGACGUGAACGUGAACGUAAAUCGCUAAAAAUACGUGGAGUAUUUGAAUUUGUAUCUGACGAAGAAAUUUCCGAAGCGCUACGUGAUUGUGAGAAUGAUGAGGAAGAAGUCAUCGUUCGAAUGACGCAACCUCGUUAUUUGAUCGAAAUUCGUAAAACAAUUGCCGAAAGGAAUCUGCGUUCUUUGCACAUUAACUUGAUGACUGAUGAACAGAAAGAGGCAUAUGAACAAUUAUUAAAGAAAAGAAAGGAAACUUUGAAAAAAACUACGGGAGAAAAUGCUAAAAAACAAUACCGUAUGAAAGGUCGUCUUGCUUUGGAUGACGCCUUGAAGCAAGUUCAAGCCAACACAAGGGAUCUUGAAAAAGCAUUUGAAGGCUGGUCGGAAGCACGAAUUAAGGCAUACAAAGCAAUCGAAACCAAGCCAAACACAUAUUAUUACCGAUUUAACGCACCAGGUGAAGAACAAAAAAAAGGUCAAUGGACUAAGGAAGAAGAAGAACUCUUUUUCUCGAGAUUGAAAGAAAUGAAAGAAACCGGAGCUGAUGGCCAAUGGGGCAUAUUCUCCAUGGCAAUUCCUGGCCGAUGUUCGAAUUUUUAUCGACUAUUAAUAGAGACUGGACGUAUCAAGGAUCCAAAUUAUGUGCUUGAUGAUAAAGGCAAAGCACAUUAUUUGUUUAGCACAACAAACAAAAAAACUGGAGUGACCGAAAAGGUUUUCCGUACACAUACCAAGCACGGAAGCAACAGUGGAACCAAAACCCAAACAUCAUUAUCUAAAUCUACCACGCGGUCAACACCAGCAAAAAAGAAGCCACAAGCAUCCUCAAGUAAAGGACCUCAUGUUAUCGAUUUUGAAAUGGAUGAAAUCGAAGAUGAAAAUCCAUUGCCUGGUUUCAUUGAUCCAAUUACGCUUGAAGAAGUUGUAAAACCUGCAAUUUCCCCAUACGGACAUGUGAUGGGAUAUGAUAGUUGGGUUCGAUGCCUUUCUUCUGAACCUAAAAAGAAUAUAUGCCCUUUGACUAAAAAGCCCCUGACAAAACGUGAACUUGUGAUCCUGACAAUGGAUAAUAUUGAGCAAUAUCGGUUAAUAUCUCAUAUCCAAGAUUGUUAA
Molecule: messenger RNA, 1488 nt
Organism: Racocetra persica
Lineage: Eukaryota; Fungi; Glomeromycota; Glomeromycetes; Diversisporales; Gigasporaceae
Source: the annotation of a GenBank genome assembly